AUGGAGACCACCAAAGACUCGGAUGUCUUUACCAAGACUCACAAGGAGCUCAAGGAUAUUCAAUUAUCGCAUCAAUGGGAUCCGAACUUACCCCAAGAGGAACUAGACGCUAUCAACGAGGCUGCGAAUACCAGUGAUCAAGAGAAAGCUGUGGAGUUCGAGAAGUCAAUCGUGCAGGAAUCGCAGUAUGAGUCUGUUCGUGCUGCUGUGCGCAAUACAGAUGGGGGAGAAGUCGCGAACACAGUGCGUGCAUGGAUUUUGGGGAUGUUUUUCACCACUAUUGGUAGUGGAUUGAACAUGUUCUUGAGUAUGAGGAGCCCAGCAAUUUCCUUCCCUUCGAUCGUGGUACAAUUGCUUGUGUAUCCGAUGGGUUGCUUCUGGGCAAAAACAAUGCCCACCAAGACAUUUAACACAUUUGGUCUCAAAUGGACAUUGAACCCAGGACCUUUUACUAUCAAGGAGCAUACAGUUAUCACGAUUAUGGCAAACGUCUCAAUCGGAUAUGCAUACUGCACCGAUGCACUCCUGGCCUUGAAAGCGAAAUCCCUGUAUGGUCUUGACAUCAGCUGGGGAUUUCAGCUUUUGUUUGCACUCAGCAGUCAAAUUGUUGGAAUUGCUCUGGCUGGUAUGUUCCGCCGAUUGCUUGUGUGGCCUGCUGCCAUGAUAUGGCCUACUCAAUUUGCCAAUACAACUUUAUUCUAUGCAUUGCAUGAUAAGAGCGACUCAGAUCCAUCGCAGACUAACGGCUGGACUAUUUCGCGAUACCGCUAUUUCCUUUAUGUCAUGCUCGGUUCAUUUUGCUGGUAUUGGUUUCCUGGCGUUAUUUGGCAGAGUCUAUCUAUUUUCGCAUUUGUGACAUGGAUCAAGCCUAAUAAUGUGGUGGUAAAUCAACUAUUUGGAGGCUAUACCGGCCUUUCUCUCAUUCCGUUGACGUUUGACUGGACCUAUGUCUCGGCAUACCUCCUCGACCCCCUUCUUUCGCCCGUUCAUGCAAUCAUGAACACUUUCAUCGGACUUGUGAUAUUUGUGUUGAUCACCACUAUUGGAAUCGCCUAUACUGGAGCGUUCUAUUCCGACUAUCUACCCAUCAACACAUCAACCACCUAUGAUAACACGCAACAACAAUAUAACGUCAGCAAGAUUCUGGGCACUGGUUUCACGUUUGAUGAACAGAAAUACAAGGCUUAUUCGCCCAUGUUCCUUGCUCCAACAUUCCUAUUGAACUAUGGUCUCUCCUUUGCAGCCUUGACAGCCGUUCUUGUUCACGUCGUUCUAUACCAUCGGAAGGAAAUUUGGCACCGUGCCAAGGCUGCUCGUGAUCAAGAGCCAGAUAUCCAUUUGACUCUUAUGAAAAAAUAUGUUGAAGUUCCGGAGUGGUGGUACGGAGCUCUCUUCCUGUUGGCGAUAGCUCUGGGAUUGGGCGGUAUUCUCGGAUAUGAUUCUCAGCUGCCUUGGUGGGGCUUUUUUGUCUCCAUUAUCAUCGCCGUUGUUUUCAUUAUUCCAACCAGCAUGGUACUGGCUGUCACCAAUAUUACAAUUUCUCUCAACGUUCUAUCUCCCUUCCUUGCUGGAUUCAUGAUCCCCGGGAAACCGAUCGGUGUCAUGGUUUUCAAGGUCUUCAGUACAAUCACAUUAGGACAAGCUCAAACAUACUGUUCAGAUCUUAAGCUCGCCCACUACAUGAAGGUUCCACCACGAGUCACCUUUAUGUGCCAAGUCGUUGCGACAAUCUGGGCAUGUUUUGUGCAAAUUGCAGUGAUGAACUGGACACUUGGAACUAUCCCUAACGCCUGCUCCGAGGAUCAACCUGACCAUUUCUCGUGCCCGAAUGGACGCACAUUCUUCUCUUCAAGCAUUGUUUGGGGUGUCAUUGGGCCAAGCCGUAUCUUUGGACCCGGCGCAAUAUAUACAUCGAUUCAAUAUUUCUGGCUCCUGGGAGCACUUCUCCCGGUCGCCUUCUAUGCCCUGAUGCGAAUCUUCCCCAGAUCCAAAGCUCGAUACCUCAGCGCCCCUGUGAUGCUGGGCGCUAUGUCUUGGUUGCCUCCUGCCACGCCCAUUAGCUAUACAUCUUGGGUCAUUUUCGGUCUGAUUUUCAACUACUGGAUCCGAAACAGAUGGGGUGGUUGGUGGCGCCAAUACAACUAUGUCACUGCAGCCGCACUCGACAGUGGACUGAUUCUCUCGACAAUUGUCAUCUUCUGUGCUAUUACCCUCCCUGGUGUCUCGGUGCCAAAUUGGUGGGGAAAUACAACUGCGUUUGAGACUAUGGACUAUCUUUAUACGGCUAUUCGAAAGACGGUUGCAGAUGGAGAGACUUUUGGCCCUUCAACUUGGUAA
Molecule: messenger RNA, 2337 nt
Organism: Penicillium malachiteum
Lineage: Eukaryota; Fungi; Ascomycota; Eurotiomycetes; Eurotiales; Aspergillaceae
Exons: 20
Coding region: 1-2337 (778 amino acids)
Biological process (GO): transmembrane transport
Molecular function (GO): oligopeptide transmembrane transporter activity
Source: RefSeq, a predicted model, not a curated record